AAUCUUUGCAGUCAGCUUCAAAAUACAUCACGACGUCGUCUCCGACAUGUUCCUAUCCCUUCGAACAUCCUUCAUUCAUCAAUUCUCAAUGUGCUAUUAAACGAAGGCUUCGUUUCAGCAGUAUCACGCGGGACGACGGAUGGACCUGAUCCGAGUUCGUUUAUCAAGGUACCAUUGAGCGAUCGAAGGCUUUGGGUAGAACAUAAGUUUCGUGAUGAACAAGCCGUACUUCGAUCGGCUUCGGCAGUCAGUAAACCUAGUUUGAGAGUCUAUAUGUCAAAGGACGAAUUGAAGGAUUUCAUCGUCGGAAAAGGUAGUAAGGGUUUAAGGUUAGGAGAAAUCUGUGUAGUACGAAGU
Melampsora larici-populina 98AG31 is the source of this 357-nucleotide messenger RNA. RefSeq lists its product as uncharacterized. Lineage: Eukaryota; Fungi; Basidiomycota; Pucciniomycetes; Pucciniales; Melampsoraceae. The annotation marks the transcript as partial. Gene Ontology annotation, biological process: translation. Gene Ontology annotation, cellular component: ribosome. The record is from RefSeq and is a predicted model, not a curated record. The transcript has a single exon. Gene Ontology annotation, molecular function: structural constituent of ribosome.